This is a messenger RNA of Mytilinidion resinicola, 950 nucleotides long. Its product is annotated as ARP2/3 complex, 21 kDa p21-Arc subunit. Gene Ontology annotation, biological process: Arp2/3 complex-mediated actin nucleation; regulation of actin filament polymerization. Gene Ontology annotation, molecular function: actin filament binding. Gene Ontology annotation, cellular component: cytoskeleton; Arp2/3 protein complex. The transcript is spliced from 4 exons. The record is from RefSeq and is a predicted model, not a curated record. Lineage: Eukaryota; Fungi; Ascomycota; Dothideomycetes; Mytilinidiales; Mytilinidiaceae. Bases 100 to 687 code for a protein of 195 amino acids.
ACGACGUCAAGCUUCGCAGUCAGCGCAACAGCAACAGAAGCUCUACAUUCUCCGUCCACUAUCCAAGUCGUCGCCAUUCAAUAGGCCUAUAUACCCAUCAUGCCGGCCUACCACUCCGUCUUCCUCGAUGAGCCGAAUCAGCAACUAAUCGGCAACUUCGCCCUGCUCCCACUCCGAACCCGCACGCGCGGCCCCGCAAUGCAACUCCCACCCCUCCCCGCCGAUGUAACCGACCUCACCAUCGACGCCUCACACGAGUCCUACGACCCGCUAGACGAGAUACUAUCCCUCUUCCGCGCCAACACCUUCUUCCGCAACUUCGAGAUCAAGGGCCCCGCGGAUCGCGUGCUGAUUUACGGCAUUCUAUAUGUGAGCGAGAUAUUAGGGAAGAUCAAGCCGGGAAUGAGUCGGAGGGAUGCGGAGAAGUCCGUCACAAACGUCGCCCUAGACACCAACUUCCCCAUCCCCGGCGACGCCUCUUUCCCCCUCAACCAAGCCUUCGAGGCACCCCGCGACCGGAACCAGGCAGAGCAGCUACGGCAGUACAUAAUGCAGAUGCGGCAGGAACUAGCACAGCGGUUGUUGGGCCGCGUGUACGCGGAUGGCGCGACGACGCCGAGCAAAUGGUGGCUGAGCUUUACGAAGAGGAAGUUUAUGGGCAAGGCAUUGGAGGGAAGUCGGGAUUAGCGCUGCGUACGAUUGUUGAGGGGCCAUAAAGCUGCCGAGGGUUAAGCUGAGACCGCGGAAGGAAGAAGACGAUACUGCUUAAGCUGAGACGAGUCUGGAGAUCGAAGAACACGGCUUCCGGAUGCAGAGAAGGCUCACACAACACUCUGCAGGCUGGAAUGAAGCCGACUACAUCAAAAUUCAAGAGCGGAAUACUACAACUUCUAACUAUUCAGUGAACCAUCGCAAGACGUACCAAUCAAUUGAACCGGAAGCCGGUACAU